UUCAGGGAAGCGCAGGAGACACUGACUGGUCGGUGGGACGCGAGGGCGUGCGGAGCGCAGGGAGGCGAGCCUGGCGGGGGUCUCCGGGAAUCUGCUUGCGUAAGGUUAUCAAUCCAGCGAAUGAGGCCGGGCGAAUGCACGCUGCUGGGUUUAGAAAAAAAACAAAAAAUGAGUAAGCGAGACGCCCCUUCCGUUUUAUGAUAAUCAAGCUGCAAGCAAAUAAAUCGGCUGGCCCCACUGCAAUCUCCUGCACUCGAGUGCCAAGAGAGCCUAUUCCUAUGAAUUACUGAAGCCAUAAGGAAAAUUUUUUUAAAAAUUAAAACUUUACCAUAAUGAGGUGUUGCCACAUCUGCAAACUCCCCGGAAGAGUGAUGGGGAUUCGAGUGCUUCGUUUCUCUUUGGUGGUCAUCCUUGUGUUACUGCUGGUAGCGGGGGCUUUGACCACUUUACUUCCCAAUAUAAAAGAAGACAAGAUGCUCGCUUUGCGUCGGGAAAUAAAAUCCCAGGGCAAGUCCACCCUGGAUUCCUUUACUCUCAUAAUGCAGACGUAUAACAGAACGGAUCUACUAUUGAGACUUUUAAAUCAUUAUCAGGCAGUACCACAUCUGCACAAAGUGAUUGUGGUGUGGAACAACAUUGGGGAGAAAGGACCGGAUGAGUUAUGGAAUUCUCUAGGGCCUCACCCUGUGCCUGUGAUCUUCAAACUACAGACAACAAACAGGAUGAGAAAUCGACUCCAGGUCUUUCCUGAACUGGAAACCAAUGCGGUGUUAAUGGUAGAUGAUGACGUGCUAAUUAGCGCCCAAGACCUGGUUUUUGCUUUCUCAGUUUGGCAGCAAUUUCCUGAUCAAGUUGUAGGAUUUGUUCCUAGAAAACACGUCUCCACUUCGUCAGGUAUCUACAGUUAUGGAGGUUUUGAACUGCAAACACCAGGUUUUGGAAAUGGUGACCAGUACUCUAUGGUGCUGAUUGGAGCCUCAUUCUUCAGUAGGAAAUACCUUGAACUCUUUCAGAGGCAACCCGCAGCAGUCCAUGCUUUGAUAGAUGAAACGCAAAACUGUGAUGAUAUCGCCAUAAAUUUUAUCAUUGCCAAGCACAUCGGAAAGGCUUCAGGGAUAUUUGUGAAACCUGUAAACAUGGUCAAUUUAGAAAAAGAAACCAACGGUGGCUAUUCUGGAAUGUGGCAUCGAGCCGAGCACUUUCUGCAGAGGUCUUACUGUAUAAAUAAGCUUGUUAAUAUCUAUGGUAGUAUGCCCUUAAAAUACUCCAACAUUAUGAUUUCUCAGUUUGGUUUUCCAUAUGCCAACCACAAAAGUAAAAUUUGAAAAGUAAAACAAACAAAAACAAACCUCAAAACUGUUCAGUUUUUGAGUAGCUCAUCUGUGCUGUGGUUGGUUUGUUUUCUUUUUUUAAGCAACUUCAUGAACUUUUAUCCACUCCAGAAGUCUCUACAAAGGAAAAAAUGUACAGUGCUUCUAGGAUAUAAAAUUCACAUGAACUUCAAAAACCAAAAAGCUAGUAUUAUCCAGAUAGGUCUUCUUGUGAGAAGUUUUCAUCCACGGAUGUAACGCCUUGGUCAGCGAUUUUAUUGUUUACAUCCUGAGACUGUUCUACAAUUUCUUUGACUCCUGGCAUUUGCCUUAAGGACCUAUAUAGCAAGCUGUUUCCAGGAUCAGAGAAGCAUUUCUCAGCUUUUUCAUUAAAGGAUGAUUGUUUUCAUUUGAAGUCCAAAAUGCCUCUUGAGCAAAAGCCCAUGGUAGAGAAAAGCCAUGUGAAGAGAGAAUAGUCUCAAUCUCAUAUGAGAACAAGUGAAAAAUUUGUGGCUACCAGUGCUUCCCGUGUGGUCCUUCCACCCAGCCCUUUCCAGGACUAACUAAGCCCAGCAUGGUUUUGAUGCAACCAUCAAUGCUUUUAUUUUUGUUAAUAAGUCUGUUGUAACUUGGGGGGGUUAAUUUUAGUAGCUGAAGGAUGUCUAGUUGUUUGCUUGAUUUUUGUGAACAUUUACUGCAUGGGUCACAAAAAAGUGCAGCCUAUGUUUCUUAUAUGCAACUUACAUGCAGCAAGGAGUAAAUAUGUUGCAAGAUUCAGACAGUGCAUUUUGUCACUGAAUCUGAUCUUAAGAUUGUACAUUAAUUCUUAUUUUUUACAUAAAGUACAUGUAGUUUAAGACACAUAUAUAAAAUACUCUUCUGAAAGAAUAAAGUAGGAACUGGCAGAAGUUAAAAAUGUUAGUAUCCAAAGAUCUUUAUUGUCAGGGCAUAGGUUAUCUCAUGGGUGUUGAAGAGUGGUAUGUAUUUUACACAAAGUCAAUCUCUUGCAUCCAGAACUUCUUUUUUUUUUUUCCAAAAAAGAUAAGGCACUAUUCAUCAUGAUGAAAUUUCAAUUACAGAGAUACAGGAAAAAAUAAGAGAACUGAGUCGUAGCAGGAAAUUCUAUAGGGAGUCUGCAUGAGUUCAUUGUCAAGUUGCCCACUCCCUGUUCUGUGAAUUAAUAUCUGUGCUCCGCACAGUGUCUGUGUUUGAUCCUUGUUCACUACUGGUGGCAAGGAAUACUUAAUUAGGCCUCUGUCUACCACCUUCUCCUCUGCUCCUCCCUCUGCUCCUCCCUCUCCUCUCCCAUAAUGCCAUUAUAUUUUCCCAAUUACAAAGCUAUGAAAAGAUUAAAAUAAUCAUGGUUAAUGUUACAACAAUGCAGUCUCUGUGCAGUUAGUUGAGUAUAUGUUGUUUCUUUACAUUGGCAUGUGUAUGUGUCUUAAUGCAGUCAGAUAAAAUCAAUAGAACUUGGAACCUCACUAAAAAUCUGUAAAGUUAGUUAUCUAUUUUGUCUGACCUUGGUAGUGUUUUUUUUUUGCCUCUUGGGCAGAUAAAUAAAAUAAACUUUUACCAUC
This is a messenger RNA of Diceros bicornis minor, 2887 nucleotides long. It is a transcript of the gene EXTL2, whose product is annotated as exostosin like glycosyltransferase 2. Lineage: Eukaryota; Metazoa; Chordata; Mammalia; Perissodactyla; Rhinocerotidae. Gene Ontology annotation, molecular function: glycosyltransferase activity. The record is from RefSeq and is a predicted model, not a curated record. Gene Ontology annotation, cellular component: membrane. The transcript has 6 exons. Bases 333 to 1325 code for a protein of 330 amino acids.